Acipenser ruthenus (sterlet) is the source of this 8510-nucleotide messenger RNA. Its product is annotated as F-box only protein 31-like. Bases 379 to 2154 code for a protein of 591 amino acids. Lineage: Eukaryota; Metazoa; Chordata; Actinopteri; Acipenseriformes; Acipenseridae. The record is from RefSeq and is a predicted model, not a curated record. The transcript is spliced from 10 exons. Gene Ontology annotation, molecular function: protein binding.
UGAGUUCGAUCCUCACACGGGGCAGGCAUUUUUCUAUCCCAUUUAGGAUGACAAAGAAAAAUACAUAUUCAAUUAUACAUUGUAUUUCAAGUUUACCCAACAAAUGUUUUUAAGUAUUAUAUAUAUUUAUGUAUAUAUAUAAACCGAAUCAACCAUAAGUGCAUUUUUCUUCGGCGCCGUCUGAUCUCCCAAGUCGUACGAACACAGUAUCCGGAGGUCUCUUGUUGCUGUUGCGUUCUGUACGGGAUGACAACACAAUGAGCAGGCUACUGUAGUGUACGCCCCACCACGCAGAGCCGAAGAGGAAGAGGAGAGUGCAAGAGGGUGCGCGGUUGAAGGGUAGUGAUGUAAUGUUGAUCUGUCAGUGAGUGAGUACGGAUGGCUGCGUGUGCCAGGCUUUGCGGAGUUGGGCAGUCGCGGAGGUGCAGAAGGCGACAGCGAAAGAACCAGCGAGACCCCGACACAGACCCCGAGCUCGAUCUGGAUGAGGAGGAAGAGCGGAUAGUGGGAACAAUGCAAACGGAGGGCAGUGCGCGGUGCACGGCCGACACCGAUGCAUCAUCAGGGCCGGGGAAGGCAGCGAUUUCAAUUCCUGGUGCUGCUACAGCAGCUGGCAGUAGUGUAAAUGGUCUUGGAUUCGAACCUCCAAACACCACAAAGCCGACCCGCAAUACUUUAAUGGAUCUGCCUCCUGAGAUUCUGGUCGAAAUAUUCUCUUCUCUCCCCGGAACAGCGCUACCAAACCUGGCGCUGGUCUGCAAGAAAUUCCGUCAGAUCCUGAAUACCGAGACGGUCUGGAGAAGACGGUGCAUGGCUGAGUUCGGUAUGUGUGAAGAUCUGCGGAAAAUGGAAGUUGUGGGCCUAUCCAGCAAGGAUCUUUAUGUGAAACGUAUUAACCCGCGAGUGAAGUCAGGGCGCUUUAUGAAGCUCCUUCCUGACUAUGAGCACAUGGACUACCGGGAUGUGUACACCCACUUGUUGCACCCAAACAGACACAUCCUGGGUUUGUGGCAGCCUGAUAUUGGACCCUAUGGAGGGUUGCUCAAUGUUGUGGUGGAUGGCUUCUUCAUCAUCGGCUGGAUGUUCCUGCCCCCCCACGACCCCCGAGUGGAUGAUGUCAUGAGGCGCAGGCCCCUGUUCCGCAUUCACAUGUGGGAGACGAGCAAGGCCACUGUGGAGUGCAUGUAUGGACACAAGGGACCACACAAAGGAGACAUCCAGAUAGUGAAGAAAGAUGAGUUUUCCACCAAAUGCAACCAGACAGAUCACCACCGAAUGUCAGGGGGGAGGCAAGAGGAGUUCCGCACAUGGCUAGAGGAGGAGUGGGGCCGCACUCUGGAGGAUAUCUUUAAUGAGCACAUGCAGGAGCUCAUCCUGAUGAAGUUCAUUUACACCAGCCAAUACGAUAACUGCCUGACCUAUCGUCGUAUCUACCUCCCCCCGUACCUCCCGGGUGACCUGCUCAGACCGGGGCUCUUCAAGGGGACUUACGGGAGCCACGGGCUGGAGAUCGUCAUGCUCAGCUUCCACGGCAGGCGGGCCAAGGGAACCAAACUCACUGGGGACCCCAAUGUCCCAGCAGGCCAGCUGACCCUGGAGAUUGACCUCUCCCGACCCAUCCAGCUCCCAGAGAUCGAGAAGCAGCGCAGCAUGGAGGAGCUGUCCCGCCUGGUGCUGGAGGUCCAUGAGCAAGUGCAACGAGAGAGAAAUCCUGCCCAGAGCGAGAGCACAGAGCCAGAGCCAGGGGUUGAGGGACAGGAAGGAGGAGGAAGAGAGGAGAACCAGAAUGGACUGGGAGCAGCCCCUGCCACCCCCACCGCCACUGAAGGUGCCGAAGCCAGCGCUAGUCCACUCCCAGCUCCACAGCCCUUUGUCCUGCCACUGGGAGUCAUGGCGCGGAAUGAAGUUUACCCACGCACGUGCAAAAUAUGUUUCUAUGGGACGGGGCUGAUCGCAGGCCACGGCUUCACCAGUCCGGAGCAAACCCCGGGGAUAUUCAUCCUGUUCGAUGACAACCGCUUCGGUUUCAUCUGGCUGGAGCUCAAGUCUUUCAGCCUCUACAGCAGAAUCACGGAUACACUGCAGUACGCAGAGGCCCCCACCUUGGAGGCGUUUGAAGAAAUGCUGAAGAGUAUGCAGUCUUGGACCUCCUGACAAGCCAAAUCUCCAAACACGGGGGGGAAUUACAAGAAAGAAAGCAAAUAAUAAGUUGUGAUAAAAAAAGCAAAACACUAAAGCAAGCCUGACCUCGGUACCUCUCCGUAGAAGCAUGCAUUUUACACUGCUUUUAAAGGUAAAAGAAAAUAAAAACAUAUUAACGAUGAAGUACAUUUAAAAAGGUCAUUUUGAUGUGUAGUCAGAAGGUUUGAUGAGGCUAGAGUCUAAUCAUUUAAAGCUAUGAAUCCCCCAUCGCCUUUUAUUUUCUAGAAAGCUGCUGGAAUUGCCGUUCUCAGAAAUAGUUUCACGCUUCGAUUGCAAUCAUUCUCUGUGGUUCUCAGUGUAAUUUCUCAAAUACCGUGCUUUUUGUCUUUUUUGGUCCGUCUGUGUCAAUGUGCUUUUAGUUUAGGAGCUGCCCUUCAGAUCUAGCAGCCUGCCAUAGACAUGUAAUGUAAGCUAGAUCAGCCAAAUACUUAAUAGAAGUUAGAGCCAUCAGCAUCUAUUGAUCUGCGACUUUGGAUCGUUUUGCUUUGCUGGAAUACACUGCUGUGCACUAGAUGGUGCUGCUGUUUACUAAUGUAAAGACAAUAAGGCUGAUCUAGUUUACAUUACAGCUAUUUAUGGCUGGCAACUAGAACUAAAGAAAAGCACCUUGAAUACCAUAAAAAGGUAAAAGAAUAACAAAAAAAACUUCAGAAAAUGUUUAAACAUUGGGUGACAAUUUUAUUUGCACAAAAAGCAGAUGGAAAACUAAAAAAAAAGGUGUGUGUGAGAAAGACAACUGGAGAUAGCGAACUAAUUAAAAUACAUGUUGGUUUGCUAUAACCCUAUAUACAGUAUAUAUAUAUAUAUAUAUAUAUACGCACUCUAAAAACAACUAGGUAGGGGUUAAACUAACAUUUUGCCUGCUUUUAAUACAAUUGUAAUCAUGUUUAGAUGAUCAUCAAACUUUAACUGUAACUAAUUUGAACACCACUUCAGUGUUGCUAAUAAUUCAUUUGGUAUAGAAUCUACCUCUGGGUGUUGCAUUCCUGCCCAGAUUUCCCUCGAGUGUCUACUGGAUUAAAGUGAGUGUAGCUAACACAUAUUUCAGAGAUCCUGCAAUUCCAUUCAGCACACAGCUCUCAAAUGUGCAGUUUUGAAAGAACCACAUGUUAAAGCAAAUAAUUAGUUUAAUUUGAAAAGCUGAUAUCUGGUAUUACACUACGUUCAGGUACAUGUUGGUCAUUUCCCCUAACACUCUACCACUUCCACACUUUUAUUCCCGUCAUGAACCAACCUACUUGACUGAUAUGCCAGGACAUUCCUUGGCCCAGAAGACACCGCUGCAGGGAAAGGACCUAGGAAAUGAAGCAAUAAGAGACUUCCUGAGAAAAAGGCAUGGAAACUUUAUUUAACUCAGUGUAGUACCAGAUAUGAAAAUGCAUGUUAGCUACAACAUGUGUUUAUUUCAGAACUGUACCUUUAAGACCUAUUUACCCAAUGGCAGUGCACGACAUGUAAGAUUUAGGGACUGUAAGAUUUUAUUUUGUUAGCUUCAACAUCUUUUAAAGGCUACUGUGAAGUCGGUAGUGCAUACCUGUUUUUUCUAGAAUGUAUACAUUCAAAUGAAACAUGUUUCUGAAGCUGAGCUACACUUCAGUUGGAGGUUAAAAAUCUUUGUCAAUGCUAAAAUCUCCUUUAUAAAUAAUGAUAAUAAUAACACAAGCUUAAAAUUCCACUUGCGAUUGCAUUUUAAUGUUAGUCACCCAUGUAUUAGUAAAUAUUAUUUUUUUAUUCGUUAUUGAUACAAGGAGAUUACAAGUGCAUCUGUGACAGAACGAAUGUUGGUGAAAAUUUAAUUUGUAUUGUUUUGUUUGCUUGUUUGAUUUUUAUUGCCAACAAUUUAUUUUACUUUCUAUUUAUUGUAAAUCUGAAAAAUAUUAUAUAUAUAUAUAUAUAUAUAUAUAUAUAUAUAUAUAUAUAUAUAUAUAUAUAUAUAUAUAUAUAUACACUACCGGUCAAAAGUUUUAGAACACCUCAAUUUUCCCAGUUUUUAUUGAAAUUUACGCAGUUUAAUGUCUCAGUGUACUCUGAAAUUAAAGCAUAGAACAAAUAAACAAUUGGAGAUAAAAAAAGAAAUCAUGGAAUCGUUUUGUUUAACAAAAUUUAAUCUAAAUUUUUGACUCGUCAAAGUAGCCACCUUUUGCAGAUAUAACAGCCGAACACACUCGUGGCAUUCUUUCUACAAUGGAAAUCAAAUAUUGUUCGGAAAGUUCUUCCCAACACUGUUGCAGAAGUUCCCACAAAUGUGUUGCACUUGUAGGUUGCUUUGCUUUCACCCUUCUGUCCAGUUCAUCCCAAACCAGCUCGAUGGGGUUUAAGUCUGGAGACUGUGCUGGCCAUUCCAUGAUUUGAAGCCUACCGUCUCUUUCUUUUCUUCUAAGGUAGUUCUGACAUAGCCUGGAGGUAUGUUUUGGGUCAUUAUCUUGCUGUAGGAUGAACCCCUGACCAACUAGGCGUAUACCAGAGGGUAUUGCAUGGCGCUGCAAAAUGCUGUGGUAGCAGUUUUAGUUCAGGGUGCCACUCACUCUGUGCAAGUCGCCGACUCUGGAUCCAGCAAAAGAGCCCCAGACCAUCACGCUUCCUCCUCCAUGUUUGACAGUUGGUGUCACACACCGAGGAACCAUCCUUUCGCCUACUCGACGGCGUACAAAAACCCUGCGUGAUGAACCGAAGAUUUCAAUUUUUGAUUCAUCGGUCCAUAAGACCUUCUUCCAGUCUUCAGUAGUCCACUGGCGGUGCUUCAUGGCCCAGGCAAGCCUCUUUUUCUUAUUUUGCCAUCUUAGCAAUGGCUUUCUUACUGCCACUCGACCUAUCAAACCUGCAGCUCGAAGUCUUCUCUUCACAGUUGAAACUGAGACUUGUUUACUUCGACCAGUGUUAAGCUGUGCUUGAAGCUGUUGUCCUGUGAGCUGCCUGUCACGCAAGCUGUUGACUCUCAGAAACUUGUCUUCUGGUUCUGUUGUGGCUUUGGGUCUGCCAGACCUCUUCCUGUCAGAGUUUCCUACAGUUUCCAAGUGCCUUUUGAUGGUGUAGGAAACUGUACUCACUGACAUCUUGGCUUCCUUUGCAAUUUCUCUAAAGGAAAGACCUACACUUUUAAGGGUUAUAAUGGUCUGUCUGUCUUCCUUUGUUAAUUGCCUUUUUCUCGCCAUUAUGAGAGCAAUAUACUACUUCCUGCAGUACAAUACUGUCCAAAUAAUGCUUAAGCGGGUGUAGUAACACAGUCUGUUCCAACACUGCUUUUAUACAGACAGAGGGUUUGUAAGUAAUCAACAAAAGUUGGGACACCUGUAGGAAUUGUUAGCAUCAACUUUCAAGGCUUAAUUUACUUCCAUUGCUGCAGAACAGCUGUAAGUUGUUAACCCAUUACUUGUUCCCUGAAAAAGGCCUUUUUGUAUAACUCUGAAAUGUGUACAUUAUUUUUCAGUUUUUGGUAACCUAAACUUUUUUUUUUUAACCUCUGGCAGUUUACCGCUUACCUUUGAACCAUUUCAGGUUAUUCACUGGACUUGAACUGCUUAAAUUUCAAUAAAAACUGGAAAAAUGGGGGUGUUCUAAAACUUUUGACCGGUAGUGUAUAUAUAUAAUAUCGAUAAGCAUUAUGGGGUAAGCAAAUGCCAAAGCCCAAAAUAGGUAACAUCAGAUAAACACAAUUUAGAUAUCUGCCUACAUAAAGUAUAUUUUGUGGUAAGUUUUAGAAAAAAAUAGCAAACCCACCUGAUAGUAUUAAAAUCUAAAGAGGUCAUUAUUGAACUGUACUUGUUCCCAGCAAACAGGGCCUUUUAGACUCUUCAUUGUAACUGUGGCUUAGUUUUAAGCAGCAAAAGGGAUCCCAUCCCAUUUUAUAAUGGCACUAAUACCCUCCACACAUGAAAUUACCUGUCAGAUUAUUGACCUUUCACCUAUCAUUAAAUCACCUUGGUCUGUAAUCUUACAGGUCAUUCCCACUGGUCUGCUGGUAAUAGUAAUGCUUGUUCCUGAAUCUUUAAAUGAAUCAUACAUUAUAGCAAUGUUGCUACUGUAUUUCUUUUCCCCACUCCCGGGCAAAACUGUGUUUUACUUAUGAAGACGAGCCUUUACAUGGAAAUCACCAAUACUGGUAAAUUAAUAAUAGGACAUCAAUUUUAUUUUAAGGACUAGGAAUGAAAUAUGAAUAGAUUUUACCUGGAUAAACAUUUUGCAAAACAAAUAAUAUGCCAAAUAAUAAUAUAUACAGAAUAAUAGAAUCAGGUGGCUUGGUUUUUGUAUGAUCCUAUGUUGGAAAAAUGUUCUUGAAUUUUGCAUAAAAUCUAUUUAUUUAUCAUUCCCUUGUGUGCUUUAGUUUGGUGCAAUUUAAUAGCAAUGCUAACAGAUGACAAUCGCCCUGUAUUGCAAACCAAAAUUGGGUUACCAGCUUGCAUUUCCUCCUGUGUCAGUGAACCUGGCUCUUUCAAAGACAUCUGAUUGUGGGUUGUUGUGUUUUAGCACUGGCGCCAUUAAUGGAGGACCUAGAGUCGAUUCACUUGGUGGAUUUCAAUACCGCUCCAUUUAAAUAAGUGACAUUAAACAAAGCAGUCAUGUAAAAAGAUACCCAUCUCAGUGGCUCACUUUGUAAAGGCACUACCGCAUGGAGUGCAGGCAGAGCUUGCUGGUUCUAAUCUUGCUGCAGAGUUGCCACGCUUGGCUGGGGGCUCACAGUGGCUUUUGCACCUCUUUGCAUUAGGGAGAGAAAUGGGGGAUUGUGGCAAUCUCUGUAAGUACUUACCUACAAAUUACAAUAUAAUGGUGGGUUGUCUUUGGCAAGUGGAAGUCUCUUAGCCUUAAUAAAGCCACUUAGGCAGGUUCCUAUGCAGAAGGGCUCGGGCUCAUGUGAAACUGUAAAGGAUGCGAAUAGACUCCCGCAUUUUAAGUGCACUUUUUUUUGCAGGGCGCCAUACAGUUUAACAAAACUAGACAAGCAUAUCAUUAUAUAUGUAAUCAGAAUCCCAUGUAGCUUACUUAUUUGAUAUGAAAUCUGUUUUGCAGUGUGCUGUGCUAUAUGUUCAUGAAGAAUCUUGAUUUCAUAUAAACAUUGAUUUAUUACUUGUAAUAGGUGAUUUUUGUUUUCUAUUUAUGUAAACUGCUGUUUGGUUUUCUGAGUUGUGUUUUUUUCUUGUGUUUUAUUAUAUAUCGGCAAAGAAUAUAAAAAAAUAUUUAGUUUUAGAAAAGUUUUAAAGGGGAAGCUUCUAAAUGUGAUAAGAAAUGUCAUUUUCAAGACCGUUUCACUGGCUGGGGGCAAGAACAAUAGCAUAGAGAUACAACUAUUUGUCUUUUAUCUUUAAUAAGCAUUCGUUAAUCUUUUAAUUGCCAGGAUGUCCUAUUUGUAGCCUCACAAAGCUAGCCCCUUAUAAAAGUUUACCACAAUAAAUCAGCACUGUCUUUUUUGCAGUUUUCCAGUGGUUAUACUAUGCUUAUAUAUUUACUGUUGAUCAUAAAACAUGAUUAUUCAUAUUGCCUGUUCUAUCUCUACACUGCUAAUGUAUACGGAAUUCAUUUUGGUAUGUAAAAUUAAUUAUUUAUAAAAAAAACAUUUCUAAGCACAUAUAUAAGAUUAAUAUAACAAUGAAACAGCAUAUUGAGUAACAAGAAGUGUUUAUGAAUACAUGUUUGCGUUUCUAUUUUUUUUAUUAUUUAUUUCAAUUUUCAUUUCUGCUGCUUUUAUUUAAAUGAAGUACUUUAGAAUGCAGGGCUUCAUGUCGUAUUGCUACCUUUCACCCUGGAUUCUCUCGAUCAUUCGUUUUUAAAAUUCGAGUCAAGAAACAGUUUGUUGAGUUUAACAAUCGGUUGUUUGCCAUUAGCGUCACUGUUAGUAACAACGAUCAUUUACUUUUAACAACGUGCCCAGCCACUGGUUUACACUGCCGUGAAGAAGAAUUGCUGGUUCGUUGCUAUUAUACACUGUUUUAAGAACCCUUGACAUCCUAUUGCAACACAUAGCAAACAUUAAAGCCUUCUAAACGUGUAACGCCUAGCGUCAAUGUGCCAAGGAAACAUGAUGGAGGAUAUAAUAUACAGACUGGCCAAAAAUAAACACAAUGUGUAAAACAAACAAGAUAUUGACGAGUUUUGAGCUAUUUUCGUAAGGCAAGCUUCCCCUUUUAAGUCUUGAAGUUUAUUUCAGCUGCUGUAUCCGUUAUGUUAUGUAAUCCGUUUCAACCCUUGAUAUGUAUUUACAUGUCUAUAUAAAAGUAUUACAAAGUUGUAUCACUUUUACACUAGAAUUUCAGGGAGCUUUAAAGUAUGCUUUAUCAGUUCUCAAUAAAAAAAGCAAACAAUUAAAAUAUUAAAAA